AUGGAAGACAGGGACAAUUUUCUGUGUACAGCACUAGGGGGAUAUAAGCGAUGUUUGAUCAUCGGUGAGAAAUAUGAUGUUCAUGUGGUAUUUCGACUUGUUUCGCUAUGGUUCAGUCUUUCAAGUAGACAGAUUGUUGUGGAUAGCAUGAUUAGUACUAUCAAGGAGUUUGCACUGUUUUCUCUUGUGAAGAAGAUGGCCCUUGACCAUCCUUAUCAUACAAUAUUCCAGCUGCUAGCUCUGGCAAAUGGUGACCGAAUCAAGGACAAGCAGCGCAGUAGAAACUCGUUUGUGGUGGAUGUGGAUAAAAAGAUUGCUGCUGAAGAUCUUUUGAAGGAGUUGUCAUCUUAUCACGGAGCUAUCAUCAGACAAAUGAAACAAAUGGUGGAGGUAUACAUUAAACUUGCAGAGAUGGAAACAAAGAGAGAGGAUACAAACAAAAGAGUGAAUCUACCUCGAGACAUCCGCAGCGUGCGAGAACUUGAGCUUACCUGUUGUGGCUUGAGUUUUCUAAAUGCAUAUUCAUGGCUUUUCAGCAUAAUGAAUGGAAUAAAUGCCCCGAAAGUGGUGGAGUGCUUUGGUUCUGAUGGUAACAGAUAUCGACAACUUGCAAAAUCAGGCAAUGAUGACCUGAGACAAGAUGCUGUGAUGGAGCAGUUCUUCGGCUUAGUUAACACUUUCUUGCAGAACAACCGUGACACAUGGAGGAGGAGGCUCAAGAUACGUACAUACAAGGUAGAUGGUAUGGGAGUAACUGGGGUGGAAGGAGUUUUUAGAAGAUGUUGCGAGGAAACUCUCUCUGUGAUGAGAACAAAUAAAGAAGCAUUGCUUACAAUCAUUGAGGUCUUUAUCCAUGAUCCUUUAUAUAAGUGGGCUUUAUCACCUCUAAAGGCUAUGAGACGUCAGAAGGAUGCUUAUGAUGAUUUGGUCGUUAGCUACGAGAAUACCGGUGAAGAAGUUUAUGAAGGAAACAAAGAUGCAACCAGAGCCUUGUUGCGCAUCAAACAGAAGUUAGAUGGAUAUGAAGAUGGCGAAAUGAGAAGCGUUCAUGGGCAGGUUCAACAAUUAAUACAAGAUGCAAUUGAUCCGGAUCGAUUGUGCCAUAUGUUUCCUGGAUGGGGUGCCUGGCUGUGA
This is a messenger RNA of Striga asiatica, 1134 nucleotides long. The record is from the annotation of a GenBank genome assembly. Lineage: Eukaryota; Viridiplantae; Streptophyta; Magnoliopsida; Lamiales; Orobanchaceae.